Messenger RNA from Peromyscus maniculatus bairdii (prairie deer mouse), 8487 nucleotides. It is a transcript of the gene Pgm2l1, whose product is annotated as phosphoglucomutase 2 like 1. The record is from RefSeq and is a predicted model, not a curated record. Gene Ontology annotation, cellular component: nucleus. Gene Ontology annotation, biological process: carbohydrate metabolic process. Gene Ontology annotation, molecular function: intramolecular phosphotransferase activity; glucose-1,6-bisphosphate synthase activity. NCBI's taxonomy places the organism in Eukaryota, Metazoa, Chordata, Mammalia, Rodentia, Cricetidae.
CGGCGACCCAGACAUCUGGGACUGUUGUUGUUCUCUCGCCUCACGCCCGCCUCAGUCAGCUCGAGCUUGAGAUCCGGAGCUGCUCGACUGGGAGGCUGAGCGGCAGUCUCCGCCCUCUCUCCCGGUUCGCUGAAGCUGCGGCAGGAGCCGGUGCUGACUGAACGCCUCCCGGUGGGUCUCCGAUGCCCUUCGGCAAGGAGGGGGCGUCUGGACCCUGGUGAGCGUGCCCAGAGCUCCCCCGACUCGGUGUCUUCACCCGCCCCUCGGGCCGGCACACCCGCGUGUCUGCCAUGGCUGAGAACGCAGAUGGUGACCUGAACUCGAACCUGCUCCACGCCCCCUACCUCACCGGGGACCCCCAGCUAGACACGGCCAUCGAGCAGUGGCUGCGCUGGGACAAGAAUCCCAAAACAAAAGAGCAAAUUGAAAAUCUCUUGCGGAAUGGGAUGAACAAAGAAUUGCGUGAUCGACUUUGUUGCCGAAUGACUUUUGGGACUGCAGGACUUCGGUCUGCCAUGGGGGCAGGGUUUUGCUACAUUAAUGACCUUACAGUAAUACAGUCAACACAGGGGAUGUACAAAUACCUGGAGAGGUGUUUUUCAGACUUCAAGCAGCGAGGCUUUGUUGUUGGGUAUGACACUCGGGGUCAAGUAACCAGCAGCUGCAGCAGCCAGAGGCUUGCUAAACUCACUGCUGCAGUGUUGCUUGCUAAAGAUGUUCCUGUUUACCUUUUUUCAAGAUACGUUCCUACACCUUUCGUACCAUAUGCAGUCCAGGAGCUCAAAGCAGUUGCAGGUGUGAUGAUUACUGCAUCUCACAACCGCAAAGAGGACAAUGGAUACAAGGUUUAUUGGGAAACUGGUGCUCAAAUUACAUCUCCACAUGAUAAAGAAAUUCUGAAAUGUAUAGAAGAGUGUGUGGAACCCUGGAAUGGUUCCUGGAAUGAUAAUUUAGUAGACACCAGCCCACUGAAGAAAGAUCCUCUCCAGGACAUUUGUAAGAGAUACAUGGAAGAUCUGAAAAAGAUCUGUUUUCACAGGGACUUAAAUGCAAACACCACCUUGAAGUUUGUACAUACCUCCUUCCACGGAGUUGGACACGAUUAUGUGCAGUUGGCUUUUCAAGUGUUUGGUUUUAAGCCUCCAAUUCCUGUCCCAGAACAGAAAGAUCCAGAUCCAGACUUUUCUACUGUUAAAUGCCCAAACCCUGAAGAAGGAGAAUCUGUGCUGGAACUAUCCCUGAGACUGGCAGAGAAAGAAAAUGCCCGGAUAGUGCUAGCCACAGAUCCUGAUGCAGACCGGCUGGCAGUGGCAGAACUUCAGGAGAACGGUCACUGGAAAGUUUUUACAGGGAAUGAGUUGGCAGCUUUGUUUGGGUGGUGGAUGUUUGAUUGCUGGAAGAAAAACAAACCCAAUGCUGAUGUGAAGAACGUUUACAUGCUUGCCACCACUGUCUCUUCUAAAAUCUUAAAGGCCAUUGCACUUAAAGAAGGAUUUCAUUUUGAGGAAACAUUACCAGGCUUUAAAUGGAUUGGAAGUAGGAUAAAAGAUCUCCUAGGACAUGGGAAAGAAGUCCUUUUUGCAUUUGAAGAGUCUAUCGGCUUCUUGUGUGGAACCUCAGUGCUGGACAAAGACGGAGUGAGUGCGGCUGUGGUUGUUGCUGAGAUGGCCUCUUUCCUGGAAACCAGGAAGGUAACACUGACAGAGCAGCUGGCCAAAGUCUAUGGAAAAUACGGUUAUCACCUGUCAAAAACUUCCUAUUUCUUGUGUUAUGACCCACCUACCAUCAAAACUAUAUUUGAAAGGAUUCGCAAUUUUGAGUCUCCAAAGGAAUACCCAAAGUUCUGUGGGGCAUUUGCUAUCUUGCACGUACGGGACAUAACCACUGGAUAUGACAGCAGCCAGCCCAGUAAGAAAUCAGCACUGCCUGUGAGUAAAAACAGCCAGAUGAUCACAUUUACUUUUCAAAAUGGCUGUGUUGCUACUCUUCGAACAAGUGGGACAGAACCAAAGAUCAAGUACUACGCAGAGAUGUGUGCAUCACCUGGCCAGAGUGACACUGCCUUACUGGAGGAAGAAUUAAAGAAGCUCAUUGACGCUCUGAUCGAGAAUUUUCUUGAGCCCAGUAAGAAUGGACUGAUCUGGCGUUCUGUGUAGGGCACAUCAGUACGUUACGACUUUGCACUGACGUGGAAUGAAGAACUCUUCACAGUGAACCUCAUGUUGGAAUUCUCUCAUCUGCCAAGUUACCUUUCCCCUUUCCCUUCCUUAGUUCAGCCGGCUAAAUAGAUUCUAUACGUUUGAAAUGAGAGUAUUUGGAGGGCUAUGAGUCUUAAGUGACAGUCAGUGCAUUGACAGUGUUCAGUGGCACACCUUUCCUCCCAUGUCACAAACAGUACAAAAGUGAGUUCUCUUAUUAAACUGUGGCUAAGCCUAGUUACGUAUUCUGUAAUUGUGUAUAGCAUGGUUUAAAAGAAGCAUACAACUAUAGGGUUAGUUAAGGAAAUUAUUUCUUAAAGGUGUGUGUGUGUGUUGCUGGGAGUACUGUUCCUACCCAUUGUAGAAUAGUAUCAUGUCAUGAUGUAGGUAUUGAUUUUCAAGUUAGAAACCCAGCUUGGUGGCACAUUCCUGUAAUUACAGCCCUCAGGAGGCUGAGGCAGGAGGAUCAUUAGUUAGUUUAUGGCUGCACAGUAAGAUUGUCUUUAAAACAAUGUUUAUAGGUUGUUUAGGUUUCUGAUUGAGGACAGAUGUUAGGGUCUGGUUUGCACUUCUGUUCCAGGUGCCCCUGUUGCGGUGUGUAUUUAAGAGUGCCGUUUACAAAACGCAAACAGUGGCAGCAGCACUCCUAGCGGCUGGUUUUUGUCACGUUUCUCAGCGCAUUCUCAGGGUCUGCUGUGAACUACACAGUGUUCCUGCACUGGGUAGGAUUUCAUCGGUCCGUUUUCAGAUGGUUAAGGGAAGUCUUCCAAACUGGAUAGGUGCUUCCUCUGCAGAAAACAGGUUUUGUUGGCUCUAAAAAUGGUUGUAGGAAAAGAUCUUAAUCAAAUCUGGCUUGAUGUAACUGUAGUGGAGUCUUUGUGCUAGGAAUCAGUUAUCAUAGCCUAUAAGUGGAAAAAAAAAAUCUGUACUGUGGAAUGAGUGGCAUUUAUUUGACAGUCUCUUUGAAUUACAUUUUUAUAAGUAAAUUUAUUUAUUCUUUUAUCUAAUAAAGUAAUGCUAAUUUUACUAAGAAAUGAAACAUCAAGAUUUAAGUAUUUUCUACCACCUUGAUUCAGUACCCAGUCUCAUCUGAUCUCAGAAGCUAAACAAGGUUAAGCAUGGUUGAUGCUUGAGUGGGAAAUUGUAGGUAUUAUGAAACACUGAAAGUGAUGUUUAAGAAGGUCAGUUUAUUUCAGUGUGUUGCUGGCUUUGGAAUUUCUGAUAAUAUAAGUAAUAUAAAUACUCUUCAUCUUUUUCAGUAUGAAAACAGUUUUCAGAAAAGGCAUUUGUGGUUAAUUCUCUAGCCUUCUGAAAAGCCCUAAUAGAGAAAUAUUAUCUAAGCUUUUCAAAUUGUUUGUCUCCCUAUAUAGUUUACAGAAUACGUGCUGUAGUUAGGAUAACAGUAAUAAGGCCUUAGGGUGUAAUCAUUGAAACAAAGUUGCCUCUAGGAGACAGCACUGAUACUAAUUUACUUCCCAAAAAUAAUUCUAUGAAGCCUAAACUGAUUAGAAUGUUAAUGAAAUCGAGGUUUGGCUUGUUGCAGCUUUGAGUUAAUUCUGGUUGAGCUUGUAUAAUUCAAACAGUUUUCACAUUAUGUUGCCACUAUUGUUGGUUUGUUCCUGCCAUGCUCUCUUAGAGCUGGGUCCUGUAUGACUGUAGAUAAUAGCUAGUUAGUGUACAGUGCCAGUUUUCUGUAUGGGUUUAUUUUAAAGGCUUUGCAUUAGAGAAGAAGUAUAUAGAAUGUUUUGUUUUAUUCUUGAAAUGUAUAAAACGUUUUUGUUUUAUCGGCUUUUAGGAGUAUCAACUGUAAUUAAGAAAUGGCAUGUAUUCUACAAAGUGGUAUAAUCAAAGCUAUAUAUAUAUGGAAAAACAUACAUAUUCAGUUUUAGUGUCUGUGUUCCAGUGACCCAAGAACAAAGUGAAACUAAAGUGAUGUGAUAGCCUAUUCAUAAUCACAAAAGCCAUGUCAUGAUUGUCAUCUGCUUAUGAAGAGAACAUUUUUGUUUGAAUGCUUUAACAUAGACAAGAUAGAAGUCAUCUUAAAGUGAAGUUACUGACAUUUGAGCUCUUACCUUGAAAAGCUAAAUUCCAGUUAUGUAUAAAGAUUCCCAAAGUGUAUAUAGGUUGAGGAAACUGUGAUUUUGUCUAAAUUCUUGAAUCCGUCUGAGCGUGUUUAACAUGAACAUGGGUGCAUAGGUCCCUAACAGAAGAGGGUGUCAGCCAGUGGGCCUCAGCUUCGGCAGGCACCACAUUGUUCGUCUCUUUUCUAUUUUCAGCAAUAGUGUGGGAAUGAAUGUAUUUUCUCUGAGCAAAUAAAUCAAAAUAGGUAUGUUCUGGAGCAUGGAGGAAAGAUGUAGGCUGAGCCAGAGCCAAGUGGUAAUGCACUUAUCUAGCAGGAAGAUAAUGCAAAGAUGGUUGCCAGGCCUGCAGUUGAUAUCUGGAAUACAAGGGAGGCAGUGGGAAGAAGUUUCUCACUGAUGGAGAAAAGUCAAAAACUACAGUGGAAAUAACAGUAGAAACUGACCAACAAUAUGUGAAGCCAGUAAUGGCAGCCUGAAAUGCUUCUUGUGAAGCGCAAACCAAGCGCUGUUAGCGGGGGUAAACUGUAUGAGAGGCUGUUCACUUGUGUGUGUUAGGGUGAGCAGAUGGCAAGCCCACCAUUUUCCUUCAGUAGUGAUCGCUGAAAAGAAGCCCAGUUCUAGGAGGUGAGGAAAGAACAUUAUUAUGGAGUCCAUUCCUACUGAGAUGUUCUUUCAGAAUCACAUGAGAACCAGAGAAGAACAAAAUUAAAAGAAAUAAAACUAAGGGUUGUAAAGUAUAACCUCUAAGAAAAAGCUCAAGGAAUUUAGAUUGUUGAAAUCUGAAACUGAAAGCUGUUGAGCUCUCUUAACCAAAUCGUAAGUUAUUCAUUGGGGUUUUACUGAGGGUAUCAAAGUCAGAAACGCUAAUGGCAUUAUGAUGAUCUGUAAUGAAGACACCACAGGGAACAAGGACGUACAACGAAGAGACAAGACCUGUUCUAAAAACAAGAAAAGAAGACAUGGUGGAUAGAAGGGGACUAGUUGAAAAGAAGGGAGUCAGCAGGAGUAGGAGAGGGUUAAGAGAAGGGUCAUGGGGUGGCUAUAACCAUAAUACAUUUUAUCAUGUAUGUAACUGUCGGAAAUGAAUAGACAACAUGAAAUGUUUAAGAGGUAAGACUUUCUUGAGGAGAAUGAUCAUAAAACCUAUUUGAGCCGGGCGAUGGUGGCGCACGCCUUUAAUCCCAGCACUCGGGAGGCAGAGCCAGGCGGAUCGCUGAGAGUUCGAGGCCAGCCUGGGCUACCAAGUGAGCUCCAGGAAAGGCGCAAAGCUACACAGAGAAACCCUGUCUUGAAAAAACCAAAAAAAAAAAAAACCUAUUUGAAACCUUAUUUAAAGAUUCUUUCAUACACACUUUUAAGAAUCAGGUUGGAACAAGACUUAUGAAUAGAGCACUGAUGGUGACAUUUGUGUUUCACUCCAUAUCUAGAAUUUGGCUCACAAAUAGCUUGUGUAUAUUUUGAAUAGUAGGUGCAGUAGUACAGGGAUGGGUGUUCUUUUUAAUUUGCAAAGUGUAUGAGAAUUGAACACACUCGUGUUCAUCUGGAGAACGCACAGCUUUAUAAGAUAUUGAGAUCUAUUGCAAAUACAAAGUAUCAACAUUUGAAUGUAGUAACUUAAGACAGAUUCCAAGAGAUUGGAUAUUUUGUGAUGUCUGCAUAUAGCAAUUAGCCCCCCCCCAUUUCUUUAUCAAGAUGCUUCUGGAAUUGCUGCAACAGAAACAUUAAGUGGGAGUCUCCUAGAGAAGUCAGCAAAUGCUGCUACUAUGCUGUUUAUCCAGAUUUUUCCACUGAUACUUCCAAGGCGUGAAAAAUACAAAUUCCACUUGGAUACCUUUAAUUUCACACCUUUCAUGCUCUACCUCCCUAUUCCCUAGGCAUCCUUCUACCUUCUGUUACUGUGAAAUACUACUACCCUGUUACCUCACUGAUAAGAAUCUUAACUGUGUUCAUUCAGAUGGCUUUAAACUUGCCCGUGAAUUGUUUGUUUAUAGACUUGUUUUAUUGUUGUCAGAAUAUUUGAGACAUACUGUAUGAAGUAACUUGAAUGUCUUUCAGUGCUUGUUGGUUGCCUGUAGAUGGUAUGGCUGUGGCCUUUUACAAUGCAUUUGUUUUCUGAAUUUGUUCUAGAAACUGAUGAGGAAACAGUUAUACCAUCCAAAGUGGUCAAUUGGUCUAGCAUUUUAUUGGGGGCGGGGGAGUUCCCUGGCUUUGGGCAGUCAGAGCACAAAAAUUCAAGGAAAUAUUUUUUCACAUUUGUCCAAAGCAUUUUAUCAUAAGCUGAAAGAAGUCUGAAGAGAAAGCUGCGUGUGUAAUCCCAGCCCUGGAGAGACUAAGGCAGGAGAAUUGCUGUGAGUUCAAAGUUAGUUUAGGCUGCAUGGAGAGCUCCAGCCCUGCCCCCCCCCCCAAAAAAAAAACCCAGAGAGAAUGGCACAUUGUCUGACUGUUCACGAAACAUUGGUUUAGUACCAGUCAGAAACAGCUAAAUCAAUGUUGAUUAUUAUUUCUCACUAUUCAUUGGAUUAGUACACCUAAUAAGCCUAGAACCCUAAAUCAGAGGAGCGUGAAAAGGAUGGUUAAUGGGACCUCGAGAGCAAAACCCAGAGAAGCCUACCUCUGACGAUGUGAGAGUCCAUGUUCUGGUUCUGAGUCACAAGGGAAUUCUGAGUUCUCUACAGUAUAAGGAUGAACUUCACACAGGGGGCUGGGGACGUAGCUCAGUGUGGAGUGUUUACCUGACAUGCCAGAGGUCCUAGAUACAAUAUCUCCAGCACCAUAAAAAAAAAAAAGGAAAAUGUCAGGAAGGAACACAAAUUUAUCAUGUGCUCCUCAGUUCCCAGCUCCAGCCCCCCACCUGCAAUUGCUGCUUUUCCUGGAAAGACACACAAUGACCUUUUAUAGUAAAUAUACAUUCUAGGAUAUUCUCUGCCUUUCCAACCUAUACUUCCAAAGUAUUAAUGCCAGGUUAAUUGACCUGCAAUGGCUAUGUUACCCUUGAACCUUAUAAUAUUGUCUGAUGUAUUAGCCAGUUUAUUCUGUUCAACUUACUGGCACUCCUAACACACCUGUAAGCUGCCUGAGAGCAAAGAUCGUGGUUUAUUGUUUUUAUUAUCUACUCUGCUUAAUUCAGCGUCUCCUGUUAAUGCAGUAUUUAACUGGUGGUAAUAUUAAGAGGUUUUAUUUUAAAGUAAUAACAAUUUAAAAGAUAAUAAAACAACAUUUUCCAAGUCAGUUUUAAAGAUGCACAUUAUUACUGAAAUAUGCAGUAAGCAAUGUUUACCAAGCCUGCACACCUUUAAAUACUUAGUGUCUUAGAUAGGGUUUCAGUUCUUGUGAUAAACACCGUGAGCAGAAGCAGCUGGGAAGAAAAUGGUUUAUUUCAUCUCAGAGCUUAGAUGGCCAUCAGUGAGGGAAGUCAGGGCAGGUGCUUGGCUGGAACUGAAGGAGAGGCCAUGGAAGGGUGCUGCUUACUGGCUUGCUCUCAGGGCUUGCCUGCCUUGUGAUAACAUCCAGGACACCAGCCCAGGGGGUCCCACAUCAGUCAUCGAGAAAAUGCCUUGCAGGCCAAUCUGUGAGGGCAUUUUCUCAAUUGAGGUUCCCUCUUCUAAAAGGACUAGCUUGUGUCAAGUUGACAUAAACCUAUGCAGAGUACUCAGUUUCUUUGGGGAUUGCAAAGCAUCUUUCCACAUGAAAACUAUAUAUAAUAUAUAGUAUUUGCUCACAAAACAAGGUUUUGGCCAAGAAGGCUAAGAAUGUAUCUUACAUGGGUUGAAUGCUACUGAUCUGGAUGCCAUUUUUUGAACCCAUAACCCCACCUUUCAAGUGAGUGACAUCUGCUUUGAUACUACUUGAUGCAUUUUGUCCAAUAUUAGAACUUAUAAUGUUGUGUUAUCAGAGUCACUCAGGCAAAAAAAAAAAAAGGGAAGAGGAUAUGCAUCUAUAUAUGAUGAGACCUUGUUAUAGGCUACAGUAAGCUCUUGGUGUUGAAUAUGACAGAUAAAACAGAAUUAAGAAUGGAUUAAUUUUCUAAUAGUAGCUCAGAAUCAUGCCCUUGUUUUAACAGUUUCUGUCAAUAACCCAUCUUCCCCUGUAAAACUAACAGGGUAUAUUGUUAGCCUGUGAGAAUUUGCACUUUAUGUAUUUGUGUGUGGAUUUCUGUGGUUUUAACCAAAUGAGAUAUCCUCAGUAAUAAACAGGUCUCUUCAUAGGCA